AUGUCCCAAACUGAAACCCCUGCGGACCCGAGCCGUAACCCAAAUCCGACCCACCCGCCUUCGAACCGCGACCCUCAACCGGCGCCGGAGGUCGAUCCGAAUCAUACCUCUGCUGCGCCGUCCGAGGCCGCUGUUGCUGCGGACGAUCAGCGUCCUUCGGACCCCGCCGUCGCAUCUACUGCUGCCGCCACUCUCAAGCGGCCGCGCGACGCGACUCAAGGAGAGGCGGAAGGAACCAGCACAGCUGACGCUCCGGCGGCGAAGAGGCGCGUGAGGGCUUCCGGAGAUCUGAUAUACCGCAUUGUGGUGCCCUGUAGGCAGAUUGGGAAGGUUAUUGGAAGGUCGGGGCAUCGCAUCCAGAAGAUUCGGGAGGAUUCUAAGGCUGCAAUUAAGAUUGCUGAUGCUAUCUCUGUUAGUGAAAUUGUUAUUUCCUUAAUUGAUAGUUCGUUUUGGGAAUAUUCCGGUGGUUUGAUUGGAGUUUCAGGUCAAAAUAUAGUGAACUUAAGGAAUACAUCCGGAGCAGCUAUCACUGUCCUGUCUCCUAAUCAGUUGCCUCCAUGUGCAUCUGCACACGAAUCUGAUCGAGUUGUUCAGAUAUCAGGAGAACUUCCUGCAGUUUUGAGGGCUGUUGUGGAAAUUGGGCGUCAACUUAGGGAUAAUCCACCUAAACAGGUAAUAUCUGUCAACCCAACAAAUAACACUGGCUUUCGUCGCCAAUCGCAACAUUAUGUAGAUCCUAAUUCAGGUAGUUAUGUAAAUCUGGAUGUCAUGGUUCCUGAAAAUCUUGUCGGCGGUUUGAUUGGAAGGUUUGGCGCCAACAUAUCAAGGAUCAGAAACGAGUCUGGAGCAAAUAUUAAGGUUUAUGGUGCGAGAGGUGAACAAACACAAAGGCAGAUCCAUUUAGGUGGUAAUGCUCAACAGGUUGCUCUUGCCAAACAACGAGUUGACGAGUAUGUGUAUGCCGAGUUGAUGAGACAAACUGGAGGACAACUGCCACCAAGUGCUGUUCAGUUUCAGCAAAUUCCUAGUCAACAGCCAGUGCCCGAUUCGUCGAAUGCUCUAUACCAAAGUUAUGCACAUCCUCAUGCCCUAUACACAACAAGUAAUCAAGAAUCUGGGUUGAUGACGGCAAUUCCUCCAAUAUAUGGAACCACAGCAAUGAACCAGGUGCCACCGUAUUAUGACCCUAAGUCAUAUCCUGCUCCGCAAUUGUAA
Messenger RNA from Striga hermonthica, 1215 nucleotides. NCBI's taxonomy places the organism in Eukaryota, Viridiplantae, Streptophyta, Magnoliopsida, Lamiales, Orobanchaceae. The record is from the annotation of a GenBank genome assembly.